Messenger RNA from Alternaria conjuncta, 651 nucleotides. RefSeq lists its product as uncharacterized. NCBI's taxonomy places the organism in Eukaryota, Fungi, Ascomycota, Dothideomycetes, Pleosporales, Pleosporaceae. The record is from RefSeq and is a predicted model, not a curated record. The transcript has a single exon. The coding region runs from base 1 to 651 and encodes 216 amino acids.
AUGGACGACACAUCAAAAACAAACAAUGUAACGUUCCAAGUCCUCUAUCGCAUCCACUUCCGCUACCUCUACAUACCCGGCCUGUACAUCCUGCUGCUCGGUUUCUUCACUUUCGGCCACGCAUUGCACACAGUUUGCACGCACCAGGACCCAGGCGGAUACUACAAAUUCUUGAUCUGGCUCGUCCUCGUAUUUGGGUACUUCGCAUCUCAUGCCGGCGCCCAUCUCUGUGUGAUCUGGCUCGUCUUCAGGGACCUACAGUUGCCGGAUAUGAGAGUCAUGGCCGAUUCUGCAAAGCGCACAAACACGGUCCUCCGAAGCAUCGCUAAGCUCGUUCCUUGGCGCCACGCGUAUAUACCUGGUCUGUCUUUCGUCGUUCUCGGCAUCCUCGUUCUUGCGCAAUCACUGCGUCUGCAUUGGAUGCAGCCUGGCCCUACGGACUGGGAUACGAUGCUACCUAUUCAUUUUCGCACAGUGCAGGGAGUGUCCCUCGAACUGGCAGGCUUUGUUGUUUGUAUGGGGUCGUAUGUUUUCAAGGGUGUGGAACUGGAGGACGCAGAAGAGACGCAGCAGAAGGGCACGGAUAUCAGGUAUGGGGUCGCUUUUGAGCGAAAGGUGAACGCUUCAAGCGGGCAUGACGGUACGCGUUGA